Molecule: messenger RNA, 1426 nt
Organism: Acanthochromis polyacanthus (spiny chromis)
Lineage: Eukaryota; Metazoa; Chordata; Actinopteri; Pomacentridae
Gene: cryba1l2
Product: crystallin, beta A1, like 2
Exons: 6
Coding region: 562-1188 (208 amino acids)
Biological process (GO): lens development in camera-type eye; visual perception
Molecular function (GO): structural constituent of eye lens
Source: RefSeq, a predicted model, not a curated record
AGCCACACCACCAGCCAGAGGGAGAGACCGCCUGGAGGAGAGAGGGGGGAGAGGGAGAGAGAUGAGCUGGAGCUGCCCGAGGUCCUGAAAUCAUCCAUUACAACAGCCUGACGAGUCCAAACGGGAGGCAGCCGGGCCAGCAUGCGCACGCGCGCGAGCACAAGCAUCCCGCGUGGACGCCGGUAUAAAACAGAAGCUGCAGGUGGAGACAAAAGUCUGCGUAAAGAGGAUUUGGUGCGUGAGGAGUGCGAGCAGAGCAUCCAGGUAAGGUGACCCUGAAAAUUCCUGACCCAGGACUUUCCCACGGGAUGGAUUUCCCGGAUUAAAUACGUGGAGAGGUUAAUGUUGUUCAGUGUCUAGCUAUGAUUCAGGCUGUAUGACGAACUCAGAGUCACUUUUUUUUAAAUUUUACAAAGAUAUGUUUCAAAUGGAGACUUGCUUUGGUGAAAGAAAUUAGUUUGUUGUUCAGCUGUUAUUUUAAAAUACCAUCUCCUUUUUCAUUUGUUUGUUUAUACCCGUUUUCUGAUCCAUCAGUUUUUCCCUUCCUUCUCCAAUCUAGAAAUGUACAGAGUCACUAAAACCCACAUGACCUUUCCUGUGCCCCUCCCGAGCAUGGGAACAGCCCCCUUCUUUAAGGUGACUGUGUUUGAGCAGGAGCACUUCCAGGGCAAGUUUCUGGAGUUCACCUCCGAGUGCUGCAACAUCCACAACUGUGGCAUGGACAACAUCCGCUCCAUCCGAGUGGAGAGUGGAGCCUGGGUCGGUUUCGAGCACCACGAUUUCCAAGGCCAGCAGUUCAUCCUGGAGAGGGGCGAGUACCCUAACUGGGAGGCCUUCAGCGGCUCCCUGUCCUACCACACCGAGCGCUUCAUGUCUCUACGCCCCAUCUACUGCGCCUCUCACCAGAGCAGCCGUAUGAUGAUCUUCGAGAAGGAGAACUUCAUUGGGCGCAGCACGGAGCUGUGCGACGACUACCCCUCCCUGCAGGCCAUGGGCUGGUUCAUGCCUCAGGUGGGCUCCAUGCACGUGCGGAGUGGAGCCUUCGUGUGCUAUGAGUAUCCAGGCUACAGAGGCCAGCAGUACAUCAUGGAGUGUGAAAGACACAGUGGAGACUUCCAGCACUGGAGGAACUGGGGCUCCCACUGCCAGACGCCAAAGAUCCAGUCUAUCAGACGUAUCAGGCACUGAGAGGGCACCGAUCAGGACUGGCAGCAGCAGCAGCACAGCCUGGGAUCAGGCUAAGUCCUGGACGCCUGAACUCGCAGUUUGGUUCGGAGCUUAGUGACAGGACCGCGAACUACAACACAAACCAACAGUGAUGUAGCAGCUACCUCUUUAUACCAGCACAUAUUAAUGCUUCUUUUUAUAAUGAAGAGUGUGUUGCUUUGGUACAAGUGGAAUAAAGUUCAGAGUUAGAACAUGAAAA